GUAGCCAGUAACGCGCGAUAAGCACGUCGUCGUCCCGCACACGCACGCGAUAUCGCUCUACGUUUCUCUCUCUCUCGGACAACUCACAGUAUCAGCGUCCGCCGCAGUGCGUCGCCGUCGUCGCAGCGCCGCAUCCGCACAGUUCGUCGCGCGCCGAUCCGUCUCGCUUAGAGUACUCCGCCGUAUAAAAUAUUACGUUUUAUACACGAAGCGCCGUAGCGUACACAGCUGCAGCUCCGGUCGCGCCACUUUUUACCAUUGCCCCCCCACGUCAGUCGUCACUCGUCACUUCGUCGGUGAACAACAGUGUUCAGUUGUCGGUCCUCCGAGUCUGUCGUGCCUAAGUAGGAUAGAUAGUGGUUUUUUUUUUGAAUAUUAUUUUUUUUUUUACUUUUAUCGUUUUUAUUGUUCUUAUUGUUUCGCACUGUACGCGGUUUCGGUGUUUGAAAAAGAACAGAACAACAAUAUCGUUUUUUCGCAUCGAACUCCAUUUUCCGACCUACCGUGCACACCUGUCGACAAUGUAUUUGUAUUUCUGUUGUCGUCUGAAAUCCGCCGACGUCAAUCUCAUCACGAGAGUUCUACAACUCAAGGGCUGAAUAUUAUUUUUUUACCGUUGUCGUAAAAACACACUGACGGUGUGUCCUAUUCCGGUUCCGACACCGCUCCGAUCGCCACUUCCACCACUCCUCCUACUCCUCGCCGAUCACCGUUUUCUUUCUCUCGUCGUACCCGUUCUACCUUUGCACACGUAGCGUCGGUCGCUGCACAGAGAUAGCACACGUUGCGUAAGUGUUCACGGACGAAUACAAAGACAUCCGGUAUACCAUAUACCAUUUGUUUGCGCUUCUACACGCCGGUGGCCAAAGUGGACUCGACAAAUUUCCUGUGCACCAUCACACUGGCCAGCAAAGUGGACUACGUCGUUCGUAGAAGAUCCAUUGGUGGCAUGAGGCCAGACCUGCAGAAACUCAUCUAUCACACGUCUUCAGACCACUUUUCAGAGCUAGACACCAUCGCCGUGCUCUAGUCCCACACACCGCUAGCAGUAUAGAAUAGUUAUAAUUGGUGUGAGCUUGCGAGUCCUGUUCUUAGUGUGUCCGUAUACUUCAUGGCGCCUACUAUCAUGAUGCGGCCCAUUAAAAAGGACUGGCAACGUCAGUCACAGUCUGAAUCUGAGGAUGACGAUAUGGUUGGAAAGAAAGAUAUAAUGCCGCUAGUAAUGCUCCAAGUCGGCCAACAUUUUGUGCCUUUGGUUAUAACAAUGGUAGGUUUGCCAGCACGUGGCAAAACCAUUCUUGCUUAUAAGAUUCAACAAUAUCUCAACUGGACAAAUCAUAAGGCUAAAGUGUUUUCUGUGAGCUCUUACAGACGUAAACACAUUGAAUUGUAUAGUAGCCAUGACCUCUUUCGUAAGGAGAACAGUGAAGCGGCUGAGAUUCGUCAAUUAAGUGCACAAGAAGCACAAGAUGAUGCCACCAAAUGGUUACAAGAUGGAGGAGAUGUAGCUAUAUUGGAUGGCACUCAUAUAACACAAGCUCGUCGCCAAACAGUAUACGAUCAUUUUGCUAAGGUCAUGGGAUAUAAGGUAUUAUUUAUUGAGUGUGUUUGUGAUGAUGAGAUGCUUAUUGAGCACAAUGUAAAAGAAGUGAUGCAAUUCAGCAAAGACUAUAGAAAUAUGUCUAGUGAGAAAGCUCUUGAUGAUUUUCAUCACAAGAUUGAACAUUAUAUGGAACAACAUGAACCCAUGAAACCAAAAACAGAUGGCUAUAGCUACAUAAAAUAUUUAAAUGCAGGAGAAUCACUUACUGUUUGUCGUUUGAAUUCUCCUAUGCAAAGUGAGGUGCUAGCCUUUGUUUCAAAUUUCAAACCAUUAGCAAAAACAUUUUAUUUUUCAAGACAUGGCGAAAGUGAAAACAAUGUUUUGGGUCGUAUUGGAGGAGAUGCAGAUUUGUCAGUCCGUGGUCGCACUUAUGCAGCAGCAUUAGCACGCUAUUUUAACAAUGAGAAUCGUUUAGAAGGAUUACGUGUGUGGACUAGUGAAUUGAGACGCACCCACCAAACAGCUCAAGGUAUUAAAGCACCAAUUGAACCUGUACCUUUUCUCAAUGAGUUAUAUGCUGGUGUAUGUGAAGGAUUGAGUUAUGAAGAGGUGCAAUGCAAAUUUCCACAAGAGUUUGCUUGGCGUGAUCAAGAUAAGUUACAGUAUCGCUAUCCAUGGGGAGAAUCUUACAUAGAUAUUAUGACACGAUUAAAACCAGUAUUGUUGGAACUUGAAGGAGAUAUAGAUAAUUUAUUGAUAAUCAGUCACCAAGCUGUUUUAAGAUGCUUACUUGGAUACUUCUUAAAUAAGAAACAUGAAGAAUUACCAUACAUUAACGUACCUUUGCACACCAUCAUCAAGCUGACUUUAAGCGGAUAUAAAUGCAAAAUGGAAGUGAUUAAGCUAAACAUUGAAUGUGUGGACACAUACCGUAUGCAACCGAAGAACUGUUCUGUCAAUCGUUCAACUGAUGAUGCCUUACAAACAGUGCCAGCUCAUUUUGAGAAUUUAUCUUUGUGGAAUCAUGCGCCAAUUGUUCAGCUUUGAACACAAUCCAAACAUAAUAUAUAAUUAGAUAUAUUUAUAUUUGCAUAGACUUUAAUUCAUAUACAAUAUCCCAAUAAUUUUAGAUCUUUAAAGUUUAUAACAUCAUUGCAUUUAAAAUGGUUUUAUAAUAUAGAAAAUAUAAUGUUUAAUUUCAGGUAUAAAAUUUUCACAUAACCUUAUUCUAUAAAAUAAUAUUCUAAGUGAAUAUUAGUAAUUUGAUUGUUUUUGACAUUAACGGACCAUGUUAAGGGAUGAUAAAUAUUAGAGAUAUUUUAAUAAUUUUUAAAUAUAGAUUUGAAAGAAUACCUACAAAUUAAAUAUUAUUUUUUAAGGAUUAAGUGUAAUCAAUUAUAAUUACAUGAAAAGUUAUGGAUUUCUAUAGUUUAUUUAUUAUAUUAAUUUAGUAUAUUGUCAUAACUUAUAUUAUAACUUUAAAAAACUAAAUUCUAUUGUCUCUAGUUCCCAUGCUAGUUUCAGUAUUAAAAUUAUUUGAUGUUAUUAACAAAAAAAAAAAAAAAAUUUGAUGAGUGAGCAUAUGUGUUUGAUCUCUUACAUUAUUUACAACAUUUUAUGAUCGCACAAACCACAGCAUUAUAACUCUGCUAAAGUACGAACAAGUUCCUAAGUAGCAGCAACAAAAAAAUAAAAUUAUAAAUAAUGUCUAUAAACAAUAUACGAAAUCCAAUAAUAAUUAUAUUAAUUAUUACUUUUUUGUGACAAACUAUUCUAUUCUUCCAUUUUAAUUAUUAGUUAAAAUAUUUUUGUACUGUAGUUAUUUUUGAUUUAUUAUAUGUUUUUUUUUACUUUAAACCGUAUUCAUUAUUGUUAAAAAAGAAAAUCUGUAAUAUUAUUGAUUUUGGAUAAAUAUUGUUAACAUAGUAUACUUUUGUAGCUUAUUGAUUCAUCAAUAAAAAAAAAUAAUAAUUGAUAAUUGAUUUAACAUAAUGUUUAGUCUGGAUUUAAGUAAUUAAGAUAAUAAAUAAGUUAAAAAUUUCCAAUUUAUUGUAUUUGUUUUGUUUUAUUUUGUUUUGACUUGGAGUAAUAUUUACUAAGAAUAUGUCAGCGUACUGUUUUUUCUCUCAGACCCGUGCUAGACUAAGAAGCAUUAAUAAUAUUUUUAAGAGUAUAAUGUACAGCAAACUCUCAAAAUACAUAAUGACCCUUAUAAUUUUCAUAAUAGUCAUAUUUACUUCAACAUUACUUAAAGAUCAUGUAAAACAAUACUACUCACAUGAAUGUUUUAAAUAGUUCAUUAAAUGGUUUAUCUGUCUAUGUUACACGUAGGUCUAAGAGAUAAAACAAAUAUUAAUUUAUUGUGCCAAGAUCUGACAUCCUCUUAAUAUUCAUUAAUUCUAUAUCUAUUUCUACUCAGUAGUUAGUACUCACUAAUAAUCAGUACUAUUUAUAGAGUAUAACAUGUAACAAAUACCUAGUUACAAUAAAAUUAAUAUAAUAUAAUGUAAGCAUUUUAUCAAAUUUGUAAUAACAUGAGAUAUGUUGAGUUUCAUAACAUUAAAACAUAAUAAAUAUAUAUAAUUAAUACCUGUAAACUUGAAUAUUUAACCAAUUAUAUUAUUUAUUAGCAUUUUCUA
Molecule: messenger RNA, 4182 nt
Organism: Aphis gossypii (cotton aphid)
Lineage: Eukaryota; Metazoa; Arthropoda; Insecta; Hemiptera; Aphididae
Product: 6-phosphofructo-2-kinase/fructose-2,6-bisphosphatase-like
Exons: 9
Coding region: 1112-2590 (492 amino acids)
Biological process (GO): fructose metabolic process; fructose 2,6-bisphosphate metabolic process
Cellular component (GO): cytosol
Molecular function (GO): ATP binding; fructose-2,6-bisphosphate 2-phosphatase activity; 6-phosphofructo-2-kinase activity
Source: RefSeq, a predicted model, not a curated record